Molecule: messenger RNA, 342 nt
Organism: Cylindrotheca closterium
Lineage: Eukaryota; Bacillariophyta; Bacillariophyceae; Bacillariales; Bacillariaceae
Source: the annotation of a GenBank genome assembly
AUGGAGGCCGAGGGAUUUGGGUACAAGAGCCGCACUGCCCUCACCAACCAGGAGUUCUUCGCUUCGUGCUUCUGCUUUGUGGAUGACACCAAUGUCAUGGAGUCCAACGACAACGUGGAGACGACUGGCAAAGACCUCCUCCUGUCAGUACAAUCGGCUUUGGACCUUUGGUCGGGUGGCAUCAGUGCCACCGGUGGAGCUAUCAACCCAGCAAAGUCCUUCUCUUGGCUGAUCGAUUUCAAAUGGCGGCCGUCCUCUGGCAUGUGGGUGUUUUGGAGGAAGGCUGAAAUGCCUGGCGACCUGACCCUCCAAGACCCUACUGGGCUUUGGGCGACACUAUGA